Molecule: messenger RNA, 3769 nt
Organism: Scatophagus argus
Lineage: Eukaryota; Metazoa; Chordata; Actinopteri; Scatophagidae
Gene: ajap1
Product: adherens junctions associated protein 1
Exons: 6
Coding region: 906-2102 (398 amino acids)
Cellular component (GO): plasma membrane; adherens junction; cytoplasmic side of plasma membrane
Molecular function (GO): beta-catenin binding
Source: RefSeq, a predicted model, not a curated record
GCUCCAGCACAUGACAUAUUUGGCUUUAAAAUGACGUCACGGCAGCGUGGGGCUCAGCAGGCAGGUCGUCCGUCAGUCUGAGAGAAGAGGAGCAGCAGGAGACGAACCAGCCUUCUCUCCUCUCUGAUGACAAGCUCUAAUUUCUCUUCUGUCCAACUCCCCUGAAACAACUCUCAACGUCCAGGAUUUUUUCCUUCGCCGCUUACCCUCUUCCUUUUUCAGCUGCACCUAUUUUUUUUUUAUUUUAUUAUUUAUUUUUUUUACUUUGUCUAACCCCUGCGCACCCCUCAACACCUCCAGAGAUGUGAGUAGAUAAUGAGGACCCCCUGCCAGCGGUGACUUGUCUCCUGCGUGCUUCAAAGAGCCGAACAUCCUCAUCUUCCACCCUCAAUUUUAUUGGACGUUCAUCUGCCUUUCAACAAUGUAGGAGAAGGUGCGCUGUCAUUUCAGCAACGAGGAUGCCAACUACAUGCCUUGUUUUUGCUCUCCGCAGCUUACAUCUUUGUCUUUCCAGCCGGGGGGGCGAAUGAAAGAUUUGCGUGAAGGCAAAGUUUGAGGGUACCUCGUAAGGUUUCCCGCUCACCUGUCCCCCCUGCAUGCGUGUACCCCUCUCCUUUAAACUGAUACGGAGGACGAUCAUCCCCAAAAGAACAAUUGACGAGCAACUUAAAAGAGACCUGACUAGUGUUGUGGUAGUCUGUUUUUUAGUGGGAUUUGGCAGCGCUGUUGGAGGAAUUUGAUGUGCGCAACGUUGAAGGAUAUGGCUUAAAUAAUGGUUGCGUUCCUGACAGCUGGAGUAAGGUCCGUCACUUGAGUGUUUUUAUUAGCUAUUGUCGACUUUGGUGGAAACCCAUCUAAAUGGGAGGAUACCUGGAGGACUGAGUCGGUUUCGGCAGUCGAGAAAAAUGUGGAUAAAACGGAGUGUUGCGCGCAGUACGUCUGCUUUGAGGCCAGGCAGCUGUGUGGGGCACCGGGUGUGGAUCCUGCUGGCCAUGACCCACCUCACACUGGACUUCUCCAUGUGCAGCCCCCUCAGUCAGGGUCUGGGGAUCAAACUCACGCCUAAAUCGGUGCCUCGCUCAAGACCUCGCUGGCAGCCACUCUGGGAUACACCCAGCAAGCUUCACUGGAGAACAGUGAGUCCAUUGGCCCGCCGGCUCCUAAACCCUAUCCCUCUAGCCCAAGACAUCCGGGCAGGGAUAGGGCCAAAGGUAAAGGGUCAAAAGCAUCGAAAGCCAGUGCAUAAAGGACAAGCAGCAUGUAAGGAGUGUCGGUUGAAAUACUCUCAAAUGGAGACAGGUGAUCCUUUGGCUGUAAUAGCUGAAGCUCCAGCAGGUUUAUCCAGUGGGAGCAGAGGAGACUCAGUGGGGUUGUUACUUCGAGCCAGGAGGCAGCUCAAAUGGGACAGCUAUGAUAAGUCUCAGGAGGGCCGGACUACCACAGUGGCCGGAUUUAUCGACUGGGGACCCACAGGAACAGAUAGCAUAGAUGAAGAUGGCAAACCAGAGCCCAACAUAACGCUGUCCACCAGGGUGUCAACUACCACGGUGGCCACAACCACUAGCACGACAACCAGGUUCCCCCAAAGGACGUUUACUACGGUGACCACACCAGAGCCCAAGAGGCUAAGCACCACCAAGGCCACUGUCAGCUUUGGCGAGACUGCCAAACCACCAAAGCCAUAUGGGGAAACCCCAGGUUUGGCAGUUCACCAGAUAAUCACAAUCACUGUGUCUCUCAUCAUGGUUAUCGCAGCCUUGAUCACAACACUCGUCCUUAAAAACUGCUGUGCGCAGUCUGGAAAUGGCCGCCACAAUAGCCAUCAGCGCAAGAUUCACCAGCAGGAAGAAAGUUGCCAAAACCUGACAGACUUCACCCCAGCCCGGGUGCCCAGCAAGGUGGACAUAUUCACUGCCUACAAUGACAGCCUGCAGUGCUCACAUGAGUGCGUUCGGACUGCCGUGCCCAUCUACACUGAUGAGAUGAUCCAGCAGACGCCUGUCUACAAGACUGCUUACAAUGGAAACAGGCCCUCCCCAACUGAAAGACAACUGAUUCCUGUGGCCUUUGUGUCAGAGAAAUGGUUCGAGAUCUCAUGUUGACGAGCUGAAGGCCUUGUUCACUUCCUGUGGGUGGAAGAGACUUCCUGAAUUCACGCUCUGGAUCCAGUUGGAAACAAGAAACACACAAAACAGCUUCUUUUGUAAAAUAGUGUGAUCACUCUUUGGACACUGGUGAAGAUAUUUAUUUUUCUAGAGAUGACAAGCAGAGCAGCCACAAUGCUGCCACUCCAUAUUUCCAGGAAAGUACAGUCAUUUAGAUAUAGAUUAUAUAUAGGUAUAUUAUAAAGGAUGUGUGGGACAAGACUGUGGACGUCAAGGAUGUCUCAAGAAAAACACUUGAGAUUUGAAAAAGGAACCCAUGGAGCUGCUGUGGGUGGAAGAUGAACUGUAUUUCUGAACAAUGUGCCAAUAAUGCCACUAUGUGCCACAACCUGGAUAGAAGGAAGUUUCAACAACAACUGAUGGACUAAACAAAGAGCGCUAUAUUAACCCUAUAUCAACUCCAACUACAUUUUUUUUAAAGAAAUGUCAAACAUAAAAAAUGGUACAAAUGUAUUUGUAUGUUUUGAAAUAGUUUUAAGAAAUGUGUUGCAAACGAGUCUAAAACAUAUUUAUACGAAGCACUAUUCUAUUAGUUGGGGAAGAGAGAAGAUGGAAAAAAAGAAACGGUAUAUGCUUUAUUGAACAGUUGAUUUUAAAACAUUGUUUCUAUAGGUCCCAUUUUAAAAACAGAAUAGUUAUGUCUAUUUUUUUACACAACAGUCUGCCCCAGCCCUAACAUUGGAGCCCCAAAGCACUUGGGAUUCAUCACCAUUAAUUAAAUACUCCCACCUGAGCUGAGAUUAUAACAAAGAAAACAAGUGUAAGCCAAUCCUGUGCCCGCUCCGACUGUUUAUCGUGUAAGAUUUGCACCUGAUCUGGCUUAAUGAUAAAACAAACAAAAGGUUUUUUUUUGGUGCGGGAUCAGUGCUGCAGCAGAUCCAGUGUUUCAUUAAACCAUGGUGGCCUGCUGCACUGAUUUUGCUGCUAUACCGUAGCAGCAAAUUCAAGUAUAGAUUGAAUAAGGAAAGCCACAGCAGACUGCAUGGAGCUGGACAGGACAUUCAUACUUCCUCAGGUCUGUCUAGCUCUCUUGCACACUUCAUGUUGGUCUUACUUUCAGCAGCUGCGUGGGAUAAAUUCUAAUGAUUGGAUAUGAUUUCGAUCUGAGCUGAAGCGCUAAAAGGGAGGACUUGAUUCAAUUAGAGCUUCAAAUUCAGAUAAUUUGUGUGAUAAAUAGGAAAGAGAUUGAAUAAAUCCCUCCACAGAUACUUAAUUAGUAACUCCACGCAACUCCCAGAUUGGUUCACUUUUGCUAAAUAAUUUUGAAACCCAAAAGUGUGAAUUAUAGUCAGAUAGUCUAGAAAAACAUGAACUAAAUUGGUGAAGAUAGAAUAUAAAACUAUUAUUAACAAGCUGUGAAAGAGGUGCUGCAAAGUGGUGUCCCUCAGGAUCAAAGGCAUGUGCAUCAUGUGUUUUAAAUACAAGAUGUGAACAGGGAGGAAGCCCCUCAACAAAUGUGUGGGGAGGAAUAGUUGGCCCUCUCCGGAGCCAGAUCCACUAAAUACUUGAGGACGAUAUUUCUAGCAUAUCAGAAUUUCAGCUAUCACAGCCAGGAAUUUAUUUGUGCACAAAUAAAUUAUUUUAAUUUGUGCAGAAGAAAGUAG